Messenger RNA from Porites evermanni, 8541 nucleotides. The record is from the annotation of a GenBank genome assembly. Lineage: Eukaryota; Metazoa; Cnidaria; Anthozoa; Scleractinia; Poritidae.
AUGGCUGAGGUACUUUCUUCGAAUGGUAUCACUAACGACAGAGAAAAGAAACAUGUUAUCGUUAACUAUCUGCCAGGAGACAUCACAGAAGUUUUACUUCAAGCCAUGUUUGCUUCUUGUGGUGCUAUAACUGGAGUUCGCCUUAUGCGAGACAAAAGCGGAGUUAGUCUUGGUUAUGCGUUCGUAAACUACAGCAAUGAAGUUGACGCAGCGAGAGCCAUUGAAAGAUUUGAUGGGCAUCAAAUGGGUGCUAAAAAAAUACGGGUUAGUUAUGCUAGGCCAUCGUCUGAGGAGAUCAAGAAUGCGAAUCUUUACAUCGCCGGUUUACCGAAAUCUACUAGCGAGGACGAACUGAGAGCGUGGUUUAGCGUUUAUGGGACUAUAAUUUCUUCAAAAGUUUUGACAUUAGAAACUGGUGAAAGUCGUGGCGUUGGGUUUAUUCGUUUUGACAAGCGCUCCGAGGCACAAGAAGCAAUCGAUUCCUUGAAUGGUAAGAAAUUACUAGAUGGAACUAAUUUGGUUGUUCGCUUUGCAAAUCCACCGAAAGGAACUCAAACGCCGCAAGUAUCUCCUAAUAUAUCGCAGGGCCCGAUGGUUGGAAACGAACCUCUAAGACCAGCAUUAAAUCACGGAGGAAUCGGCCCUAUUCGUCACGAAUCUCCAAAUCACCGCUUCUCGCCUUUCGGUCAGGUUCCGCCACGACCAAACGACGUUAGACAACCUUUCAACAUGAACUCAUUUCCCGAGCCCCAGAACUGUCCUUGUGUCUUCGUGUAUGGCUUACCACAACAAAAGGAGGACAAAGAACCUUUAAAUGAGUUACUUUUGUAUCGUCUGUUUUCCCCACACGGCGCCAUUUUGUCCAUACAUGCAAAGGAAGGCAGUGCUUAUGCGUUUGUGAACAUGAUGAAAUAUGAGGAAGCCGUGAAAGCAGUUGGGAACUUGAAUGGUUAUUACCUUCAGCAGCAUAACACACAUCUACAGGUGUCAUUUAAAAAGAAUAAACCCCAGUAGGUAGGAAAGACGUUACUGUUCACCGCAAAGAGUACAGACGCAGUGCAUGUCACUCAGUUGACUCACUCACACAGUUCAUGCUUUCAUGCAUGAUAGUUGAAUAGGCCUGAUAUUACUAACCUCGGUUAGUAAUACAGGCUACUCUCUCUUAACGGACACCUCUAUAAGACGGACACCUCUGUAAAAUGGACACUCAGAGUUGGUCCCUGCCUUUCUUUACUUCCUGUAUUUGACUCUCCAUAAGACGGACAUCUCUCUAAGACGGACACAUACUGCAGGCCCCCGAGGUGUCCGUCUUAGAAGGAGUUGACUGUAUCUGCGAGGCAGUGCCAGAUCCUUGUUCAGGGCCCCCAUGGACUCAACAAAUUACUGGAAGAGCAUUUCGAAUUUCCCUUCAACCUGAUUUGCAAAUUGACAAUGGCUUUUUUAACUGGCCAGUCAUGGCCCAUACUUGAGUCCUGGCACACUGGGUGGGGAGGACAAGGAUUUUGGUACUGUUUUGAUGACGAACUUAACCAGGCCCAGGUUGUUCAAACAUUGGAUAGUGCUAUCCACUGGAUAAAUCACUAUCCAGCAGCUAAGUAUUAUAGAACCAAUUGUGCUAUCCAAUGGAUAGUGAUUUGUCCAGUGGAUAGUGUUAUCCACCCUUUGAACAAUAUUAUUGGAGCCAGAAGUUUAGUUCUGUAUGUGGCGUAGGCUAUUGCUGAAUGUGAGUGUCAGAUACUGUAUUUCCUCAAAUAAGUGAGUGUUUUUUUCAUAUAAAGUAAUAAAUUAAAGGAUGGGUGCUUAUUCAAAGGAGGGUGCUUAAUCAAGGGGGUGCUCAUUACUUUUUCCUUGAAACAAACUAGAGAAUAGUCUAGCUGUUCCUGGGAAGUUUACGACAUUUACCAAGAGUGCAGCAAGAAAACAAAAAUUGAAAGAGGCAUAUGGAUAGAGAAAUAACUGAAGGAAGAGAAACUAUUCUCCUUUACUAAUCCCGCUGUAGUCGACGGCUAAAUGGUUAUAACUAAAGUGGCAAUAGACGCUGGUUAUUCUUGUAUUCCUAUUGUUCCAGAAAGUGAGGGGGAGGAGAGGGGGCACUUCUUUGAUAUUAUGGCCUUGAGGGUGGGUAUUUAUUAGAGCAUAGGCCCUUAUUCAAGGAAAUACAGUAUUAUCUGACACUCAGAUUUUGCUAUCAUUAAAGCAGAAACUAUCCCAAUUACGUCGUUGCAAGCAGAACAAGCGGAAAUUCUAUUUAAAUGAAUUAAUUCUUUAAGUGCAUAAUACAGUUAUAUAACAAUGAUCGGUAGAUACCAUGUUUUGACAGCUGUCAAUAUUGAUCAUAACGUCGAUGCCCAAUAUCAAGUUUAGCACCAAAAAUUUGUAUAAGCCUCAGACUUUUAACCUUUUAAGACAUUUCACAUUGGGGAACAUGAAGGGGCGGAUGUAUGUACCGAUGAAUUUUGUCAAAAUCAAAAUUUUUUGAAUACAUAGAUAACCAAAUUUCUUACCUCCGCUACGUGCAAGAACUCCACUAUGGUGUUGCCAUUUAAAUGAAGCCUUGUUAGCAGAACUAUUGCAUAGUACUAUUUUGGAAUUUUUGGAAAUUUCUUUUGAGUUCUACUGAAAAGGUUUAAGCAUGCUGUAUUGCCUGUGCUACAUCUAUAAGAAGUUUGUUAACCUGCAAUCGGGCUAAUUUUUGUAUCCUUGAAUAAGACAUAGCUUUUAAUCUGCAUAAGGGAAUCCAAGAGUAACUAUGCCUUUACAACCCUCCAAGUUAAAGUUUUUGCUCAGUCGCCAUUUGGCAACCAACUCUUUUGGUUUAGGGAUACUUUUUACAAAUCAAUUCGCCAGCUCCAAAAUUUUAGGCACCAUGGCGACCAAAAUGGUUGCAUCUUGAAGGGUUGCUUUAGGGCUAAGUACACUUGAGGGGUCAUUACUUUGCAGGAUUCUAUUUAUGUUACUUUAAGGAUUAACUUAACUGACAAAUUGUCAGUUUCAAGUAGAUUUCUCUGCAUGUGGCACAAAAUCUGCUAUCUCACCUCUCCAUGCAUUUCUGGCCAAUUUUUUUGUUGUUAUCUUCGGUGACACAGUACAAAGAAAAGAGGAAAUCCUUUAAAGGGCUUUUGGGCAGUCGGUCCUUAGUUUCAGGAUUUCUUAGCCAGCAUGAAUGAUUAGUGUUACUUUUAAGGAGUUUUGUAUUAUUUAAAAAUAACCUUUAAGGUGUAAAAACACUGUAAUGCUAUGGCUUGAUUACAAUUUGCAGAGACAAGCAAGGUGUGAUAAGUUGUAAAACCUGUUAUUGUAUGUCAGACACUGCAAAAGUAUAAAAUAAUGUUUAUCUGUAACUUACAACUGGAUUUUUGUAGUGUUAUCUACAACUAACUUGACCCAUGGGAGCAGAGGUUAUUGUUGCAUUGCAGUUAGCUUUACUGCGCUUUUCACAAAUGUGAACUCUAAAGUUCAAAAGCGGUGUUCACAAUUAAGUUUUUCGCUGCCGUCGAUCAUAAUUAUUAUGAUCGCAAGCAACGAACCUUGAAACACAGAAACACACAAAACGGAUUGAAAUCCACUAAUCACAGAUCACAAACCAUGACCUUUUGAACCUGUUUAAGUAAAGUUCUGUUUCCUAAGAGGUCUGCUAAGAUGAUUGAGGGCAGCGAAAGACACAAAUGUCAGUUGGGUUUUGAACUUCAGAGUUUGCGUGUCUUUAAAAAGCGCAGUAAGGAGCUAUGUCACAAAUAUAUUGCUCUUGUAGGAAAAUUCUGUACUGAAAUCAUCACUUAGCGCCUUAACCCGUACACGGUAGAGUUAAGAAAAUAUCAAACAAAUUUCAUUAUUCGAGGAGCACUAACUGUAAUAAUUUAUUAUCUUUUUAUUGGUUAUUGCAGGCACAGUAUUGAACUUGAAAAGAUUGACCCAAAUUUUCAAGUUUCAAUCCCUGUCUAACCUUGCCAUCCAUUGCAUUAGAUGAUAGGAAACAGUUUCAAUGCAUAAUAUAGUCUGAAUUAUAAGACUGGACCAUUAUUAAUUUUUGAAAUUCAAUUGAAUGCGAAAAUCGUUCUAGCUUUUUAAAAUAGAGGGCAGAUAGUUUGACAUAACCCCCUUUAAAAAAAUUAUGCUUUUCAGUUUUCACAUCAGCAUUGUAAGCAUGCAGUUUCUGCAGUCUCAUUGUAAAUGUCAGAAAUUUUGGCUAUAGUUCUUAAAAACCUAGUGGGGGACUCCUAGAUGAAAAUGCUGAAAAUGCGUGGCAUCUUGCUUAGGGAAGUUAAGGUGGAUUUGGCUGUCACUUGAGAUUUUCACGACAGAAAGCCAAUAUUUCACCGUUGAAGGUAGGGCUUAAGGUUGUGCAUAAAGAAAUAUCUAUGGAAAAUGUCAUACUUGGAGUGACCUUGCGGUUAACACCUCAGACUCCAGAUCUGGGGGUCCGGGGUUCAAGCCUCACCCAUCGCGUUGUUUCCUGAGGAUGUGUGCAAACGGACGCAACAUUGUUAAAUGUUACAUGUUGCGUCCGUUUGCACACCGUGUUGCAUGUUGUCGGAUGUUAUUGCUUGUUGUUGCGCCAAGUUUGAAACCAGUCAAACUUUUCAGUCAACAACUCCCAACAUUUCUUUUGUUCCGUGAUCGCCGAAGCAUAGCGCAACAAUGUUGGAUUCGUUUGCACAGCUCUUCCAACAUUGUUGGGGCCACGCACGCUCAUUAUGCACCGUUUACAAAGACUUAUAGGUUGUAUCCUUCCCACGAUGCACUGCAGGUCCCAACAUUGUUGGGAGUUGUUGCAUCCGUUUGCACACCACUACCAACACGCACGCAACAAUUCCCAACAUUGUUGGCGCAACAAUGUUGGGAGUUGUUGCGUCCGUUUGCAUGCAGCCUUAGACAGAGCUGGAAUUAGGGGCCGUAACCCAUAACACCUGUUAUGGCUGAAAACACUUGAUGUUACCUUACUGUGUUGGACUAUGGUCUCCUUUAGGGAUCAAUACAGCCUUCAAGCCAUGCACAGAUUCAGUGCCGGAUCCAGACUUUGAGAUGAGGCAGGGGGAGCGGUCAUCCAGACCCUUAGAUAAGGGGGAAGAAGGGGGGGUUUCCAAAAAAAUUUUUUUUGGCCCCCGGGCCCCUCCGCUGGAUCUGCCACUGCAGAUUGGUAGCCUCUAAGGAUUUAAUUACCAAUGAGAAUCCCUGUCUAUUUCAGAUGGAAGUCCCCCGGGGGGAAUGUGCCGCUGGGACCCUGAAACCCUACCUAGUUCGAUUUAGGUAAACUUUUCUACCCUAUACUAGACUAAACUCCCAAAACCGCCCCCUAUCCUUGAUUCGACAUUUUUCAGAAAUAACUGAAUUCGACACUUUCUUUGUUAUUAAAUUGUAUUGCAGGUAAGUUUGAAUUCCCUAUCUUAUUAUUUAGUGUCAAUUCCUGGUUUCCAUAGUCUAGACUAAAAUCUUCAUCCACUUGAUCAGUUUCCUGGAGAAUGGUACUCGCUGACUCACCCUGUUUUAGGAAAUCCAAGACAGUCUUGGAUUCUGGAUUCCAGGCCUUAGAUUCCAGAUUCCUGGUGUUGGAUUCCAAUCUUUGUCAAUAGAACUUGGAUUCUGGCUUCCAAGCAUUGUUGGGAUUCCAGAUUCCUUGAGCUGUAUUCCGAAUUCCACAACCAAAUUUUUCACGAUUCCGGAAUCCGGAUUGGGUGACUCCGACUGGAUCAUGAAGAAAAGUGGGGGAUAAAUUUGCAUACUUCGCGCCUUUUUUCGAACUACACAUGCGCAUCCCCUCCCCCCACCCCACAUAUACAAUGUUCAAUCCGUGUAUUCACAAUUUUUCCGCACGUUCAACAUUGUAUCGGGUGGGAGGAGGGGAAACUGCAAGUCAUUUGCGUAGAAAACAGCACUGCUUCUUAGGAAAGCAAUCCACAAAAUUACAGGUAAUUUCAAAUACUACUUGAUAACGUCCAGGACUGCAGCCUGGCGAGAAACCUCAAAUCGCUUUCGUCUUCGUGUUUUGUUAUUAAUUUUUAUACUCGAAAGUUAAACUUAGGAAGGACACUUUUUGUUUUUGUCAUUAUAUUUUUUUCCUUUUUCGGCGAUGGCCAGUUUCCUUCAUUUUGAGUCAACCCAUUUCCGUUUUAAUCGGCUCCUGCUUAUUAGAAAAUCUAAUUUUACGAUAUUGAAAACAACGCGGAGAAAGUAAUAAAAAGUAAUAAAGAAAAUGACUUAAAAUCAUUAAAUAUUAGGUAAAUGGAAAAAAACAAGUUUGUGUACAAACCGGACAUGCUUGCUCCGCUACAAUAAUUGAAGAAUAUCCACAUACCUCCUGAUAAUUAACAUAAAUAUUUAAUUUGUCGCUUCAAAUUUUAGAAAAUAAAACCUUUACUGCAAAGGCAGAACAGUUUUGGGUCUGAAAUAAUAGUAAACAUUUACACAAAAUAAAAAUACUAACGAAAUAGAAAGGUACUGUUCCUUUGUCACGCACACCUUGCGGACCUAUUAAUUUUUGCUAUGGGUUUCUCAGUAUUCCCUCUGAUUUUCUUAAAAUGUUUAACAGGGUUAUAUUCAUACCUAUGGCUCAGAAAAGAAUUCGCAGACCCCCUUCUCAAAAGUUUCAAACCUCAGUUUUUAUUUAUUUUUCCAUUUGCCUUGCCCUGGGUGAUAAUUCUUGAGACAAAGAAUUGCCGCCUUUAAGGAGCAGUUUUACCCUUUCAUCCGGCCAAAAUAUUCAUCUAAGCCGUUAAGUUUUUUUACGAUGAAAUAAUGGGCCCUCUUUUGUUGGAAGGAGAAAAUGAAGGCUAUAGUUUCUUUAUAGAGAGCGAAAAAUACCGCACAGAGAAAUGACGGCUGCCAGGCCGACAGACGCUACGCGUUGAUUAACCCAUUGUCUUGUAUCGCACUUAAUGGGUGCGGCCUUUAAAUAUUUUUCGCCGAGAAAAGCUUGCUUUAAGACCGCUUGGCCGAGAAAACACCUUUUAAUGCGAAGGAUUAAAAUACUCCUUAAAGAAAAAAUCAUUGAUAAAUAAUUCUUGACACUUACUAGUUUUUCUUCACCGAAAGGAAUACAAGAUAUAUUUCAUCAAAUUUUUUUGAAGUUUUAGCACGCGAAUAAUAUACCAUGCCAGAACGUAUCUCUUUUGCCCGCGGUACUGAUGAGUUCUAACGAGUAAUUACGUUUGGAAGCCGAAUAAUUUCUUUCACCCGUUAAUAGCCGUCCAUUUUUCCGAGAUGUGAAAAAGUCACCUUCUACCUCAGUAAUUGCAAGCUGCAUCGUACUAAAGUCCGGAGUUCAUUUGGCCCAAACGUCCAAUCUUUUAUGCGUCUUCACUUCCAACUAAUCUGACAAACUGACUUAAUUAUAGCGUUCGGCAAAACAAAGGCAAGCUAACAUAAUUCUCCCGUCAUUAAGCCCUAUUUUGUCCGGAUGAAUUGGCUUAGAAAUGUAAAAGAAAAACCUUAAUGAAGUCUUCCGAGGAAAACAAAAGCCAUUCACAGUUUCAUUUACUACCGAAAGAUUAUUUUUCCUUUUCACUGCCGAACGGAUUUGGGCGAGGAAUUAUCAUUUUUAGACCAAUUUUUGGCUAAAUUCAAAAAAGACUGUAAUCUCCUACAACACAAAAAAUCUAUUUGUAUCAUGGUGGUGUAAAUUUCAAGUUCCGUUUUUUAUUUUCUUGUUAUGGCGCUCGGAGCAAAAUUUUCCUCUCAUGCAAUACCGAUUCAUUUGAUAAGAAUCCAUUGAUUAGGCAGAAAAAUAGGAGUUUAAGCCAAUAGAUGUUUUUUUCGCAUAAUUACCUUGUAAGUCUGCGAGAGUCGAAAGCAAUUGUUGGACGAACUAAGUUCUAAUGAAACAUCAUUGUCAAGCGUUUCUUUACAAUUCCGGCGAAAACAAUUAACUUAACAGAGUGAUCGUUCUCUUCGAGGAAGAACAAGCGACAUAGAAUUCAGGUCAAUCGUUUUCUUUUUUUAUACUUUAUCCGGCAAAGUCUCAAGUGCGUCAAGACAGUUUUUUUGCUAAACUGUACGUUUCCGCAUUGGUUUCAAGCUAAUUACGUCAGUUUUGUUUGGACAAAGGAGCUGUGGAGUUCGCCGUCAAAUUUUCUUGCUACAGAAGCCGCAUUUACAAGAUUUCAGUUGUUGACUUGAGCAGUGAUGACUCGUCCAAGAAAACGAGCGUACGAAAACUCAGAUAUUUCAUCAACCCGAAGUGUUUCAAAAGAUGACUUGAUUAUUCUCCAACCUGCCUGUAAGCUGCAAGAUCUGAAAAUUCAGGACACGAUUGAAGAGGUACUGAGAACAAAUUUGCGCGAUGUGAGUUUCGCUUCCUGGAACAGCGAAGCUCGAUGCGAUGCUCUCAGUAAAAUUAUCCAACAGAAACUAUGUGGCAUUCAACACCAGUUUUCUGACCUAGCAGUGGUCGUUCUAAUAGGUGGUGUGGACGAUACAGGAAUUGUCAAAGCUUCUCACAAAGUCUGGAAGCCGGAGUAUGACAGUUUCGCUUCAGCAUGGUACAAAAAUGACUCUCUUUUUGCUGUGGGCACAGUCUUUGCUACUUACGCCACAAGAAAUAUUUGA